AGAAACACCUGGUGCUGCUGAGGGACGGCCGGACGCUCAUCGGGUACCUGCGGAGCAUCGACCAGUUCGCGAACCUGGUGUUGCACCAGACUGUGGAGCGCAUCCACGUGGGCAAGAAGUACGGCGACAUCCCUCGGGGCAUCUUCGUGGUGAGAGGCGAGAAUGUGGUGCUGCUGGGGGAAAUUGACCUGGAGAAGGAGAGCGACACACCUCUGCAGCAGGUGUCCAUCGAGGAGAUCCUGGAGGAGCAGCGGGUGGAGCAGCAGGCCAAGCAGGAGUCAGAGAAGCUGAAGGUGCAGGCUCUGAAGGAGCGAGGGCUCUCAGUGCCACGUGCUGACACAUUGGAUGAGUACUGAGGGGCUGCCCCUCUCCUGCAGGGAGCCAGGGCUGCUCCAGGACCCCCCUGGCAGGCACACACUGCCUGGAGAGGCAGGUUUCACUUUCAGAUUGUCUUUUCUGUGGUGCUGGUAACUGUACACAAAUCAUGCCUUUGGUCUCCUUCUGGAGAAGGAGAUGAGGAGGGCCCAGCGCACUGGGAGUGCAAGCAUUUGUGUUUGGGAGGCGAAUCACUGCUCCUUGGCUUUGUUUGCUUUUUCCUCCUCACAUGACUCUGGGUGAGAGUUUCCUUGACAUGUAAAUAAAUCCUUGAUCCUGAUCCUGA
This is a messenger RNA of Zonotrichia albicollis (white-throated sparrow), 661 nucleotides long. The record is from RefSeq and is a predicted model, not a curated record. Lineage: Eukaryota; Metazoa; Chordata; Aves; Passeriformes; Passerellidae.